AUGGCGUCGUCUCACUACCCUACCACAGACGUUCCUCCAGUCUCUUCCUUCCAGCGACAUUUGCGCAGACUUUCAGAUUCCGCAAGAAUAUCCUCUGAAUCGAGACCGGAGCUUCUGUUCGGGCCGCAGAUAACUAAGUUCUCUUCGCCACCUUGUCAUCGUCGUCUUCAUCAUGUGAAUCUUGGCGACAAUUCAUCGAAAAACGGUGCUCAGUUGGCCCUCGUCGGUCGUAUAAGGAACGUCGCCAGAUCAGAGUUUUCAGACUGGCUGAGUCUCUACAAAGAAAGACUCUUCAAAGUGAGCUGGAAUUGGUGUUUUCACUUGGCCAGUCAUAACUUGAGGCUUGUGCAACAUGUGGAGACAAUUCGUGUUCCCAGCUUCUUGAACUUAGAAUCAAAAUCUUGGGAUAGUAGAAGCAGUUUCAGGCACGACAACUAACAGAUAAAAAAGCAUCUAUUAUUGGGAUUCACUGGAACGUCUGAUCUGGUUAUUCGGAAAAGUGUGGCCCACCAAAGAUUGAUCACUUGGCCAAUGGAUUAGAAAGACGGAGUUCCU
Molecule: messenger RNA, 555 nt
Organism: Macadamia integrifolia
Lineage: Eukaryota; Viridiplantae; Streptophyta; Magnoliopsida; Proteales; Proteaceae
Exons: 6
Coding region: 1-438 (145 amino acids)
Source: RefSeq, a predicted model, not a curated record